AUGGAUUCUAAUUCUCACAUCUUCAUUGAUCGUUUGAUCACAGAAUUGGCACAGCCUGGAUUUUCGAAGACCUUAAAACCACUGAUGUUAACAUUGCACUGCCUAUUCCCAAACGACUUCCUCCCAGCUCUUGAUAUCCUCGACCGCAAACUAGUACGUCGAAUUGUGCGCUCAGAUCAUGCAUCCCCAGAGACAGCCCAAGAGGAUAUUUUCAUUGUAAUAUCUGCUUCGGUACCGCCUUCACUCCCGGGUUCAUCAACUUCCCAAGAAAAGGGCUACGAGGUUCGGCUGCGUGCCUGGAAUUGCAGUUGUCCUACAUUCACCCUGUCUGCAUACCGAGACCCUCAACUCCCGAAUCAUCCGACAAACGAACAGAACCAGUUGGCCUACUCGUUUGGCGGAACGUUGGCUCGUGGCACGGCUCGGGUGUCGCCUCCUACCUGCAAACAUAUCCUAGCCUGCAUUCUGCAUGCGCGAUGCCCUGAGCUGUUCGGGGUUGACGGGGUUGGCAAAUUCGUCAUCUCCAAGGAGGAAUUGGCAGGCUGGUGUGCUGGUUGGGGUGGUUGA
This is a messenger RNA of Penicillium mononematosum, 567 nucleotides long. RefSeq lists its product as uncharacterized. The transcript has a single exon. The record is from RefSeq and is a predicted model, not a curated record. Bases 1 to 567 code for a protein of 188 amino acids. Gene Ontology annotation, molecular function: zinc ion binding. Lineage: Eukaryota; Fungi; Ascomycota; Eurotiomycetes; Eurotiales; Aspergillaceae.